This is a messenger RNA of Ziziphus jujuba (common jujube), 1665 nucleotides long. RefSeq lists its product as uncharacterized. Gene Ontology annotation, biological process: proteolysis. The coding region runs from base 1 to 1665 and encodes 554 amino acids. Lineage: Eukaryota; Viridiplantae; Streptophyta; Magnoliopsida; Rosales; Rhamnaceae. Gene Ontology annotation, molecular function: aspartic-type endopeptidase activity. The record is from RefSeq and is a predicted model, not a curated record. The transcript has 2 exons.
AUGCUUCUAUCUGCUGUUGCCAAAUUAGACCAAAAAUUUGAUCCACUUUCAACUGAGAUUCGACAGCUCUAUUCUGUCAUUAGCUCCAGUUUUGGGGUGAGUAAUGGAGCUGCUAAUUCUCAUCUUCCUACCCAGUCCGGAGAUAGAUCUGCAGCAACCCAUGAUUCGAAAGAUGAAUUGGAAGCCAUGGCAAUGGGUCGCAGUACUCAACCCACAACUGACAGGUAUGCCCGAGACCAAAACGUUUCCAAUUAUCGUAUUAAGUUAGACAUACCAAAUUUUGAUGGGUCUUUGAACAUUGAGGAUUUUCUUGAUUGGUUGCAAACUGUUGAAUCGUUCUUUGAAUAUAUGUCAAUACCUGAGGAAAAACAAGUCCGAUUGGUAGCUUAUAAGUUUCAUGGAGGUACUUCAGCCUGGUGGGAACAAGUGCAAAACAAUCGACGGAAGCAAGGGAAUGGUUCAAUUCAAACUUGGUCUCGGUUGCGUCGUAUGCUAUGGGCUCGAUUCCUCCUAGCUGAUUUUGAACAGAUUCUCUACCAACAAUACCACCAUUGCCAACAAGGUAAUCGAACAAUCGGAGAAUACACUGAAGAAUUCUAUAGGUUGAGUGCUCGAGUGAAUUUGAAUGAGAAUGAAGGCCAACUUGUUGCUAGAUAUGUGGCUGGGUUAGUUACUCCAAUUCAGGAGAGAUUGAAACUUAGCCCUAUUUGGAGCCUCAGUGAUGCUAUUAAUUUGGCUUUCAAAGUUGAGAAACAAAUUGAGAGAGCAACCUUCAAGAACCCAGUUAAAUGGAAGCCACCAAAUGAAUUUUACCCUUCCAAAUUCAAACCCCAAUCUUCUCAAAUGCCUCCACAUAAAUCUACACCAGUGGAAAGCUCAAAGAAACCAGUUAGCAAACCACAACAACCAUCCACCAAAACCACUAACCCAUAUGUUCGACCUUAUCCUUUGAAAUGCUUCAAAUUUGGUCAACAAGGGCAUAAAUCUAAUGAGUGUUCACUCCGGAAACAAGUCAACCUAAUGGAAAAUCAAGAGGAUUCGGGAGAAGAAUUUGCUACUAUAGGAGAUGAAACCGAAUUGGUAGAUGAGGACCAAGGAGAACCAGUAAUCUGCAUCAUACAGAAACUUUUGCUCUCUCCCAAGCAUCCCAUAGAGCCUCAACGCCAUGCUAUCUUCAAAACUAAAUGCACUAUCAAUAAAAAGGUGUGUGAGGUGAUUAUAGAUAGCGGAAGCAGUGAGAAUAUAGUGUCUAAGUCCUUGGUUAAGGUCCUAAAACUUCCCACCAUAAGCCACCCAAACCCUUACAAAGUAGGUUGGAUUAAAAAGGGGGUAGAAACUAAGGUUAUGGAGCUGUGUAAAGUCCCUUUCAGCAUAGGGAAGCAUUGCGCUGAUAAGGUUAUUUGUGACCUCGUGGAGAUGGACGCUUGCCACAUCCUGUUAGGCUGGCUGUGGCAGUUUGAUAAUUCCAUGAUGCAUGAUGGCCAGAAGAAAACUCAUUCUUUUCAAGGGAAAGAAAAGAAUAUCGUUCUACUUCCCUCCAAACCACAACUUGACCACACCUCCCUACCUACACAUGGACUUCCACAAGCUCAACCUUCAGACAAGGGACCGAUCCUUCUAACCAUCUCUGGAAAACAUUUUAAGUUACAAACCAAACAGUCAUAA